AUGUCUGUCUCAAGGUUGAAGGCGUGGCUCGGGGCCGGUCUGUUGGCGACAGCGCAACUCACCUCAGGUUACGCUCUUGACCUGGGUUCAAAGGAAUCCGUCGAAGCUGUCACAUCCACUCUUUCUUCUCUGGCCUCCAACGCCCCCAGACUUGCCCUGAAGCUCACACCAGAGGGCUUGAAGAAGCAGCUGGAGGACCCCGAGUUCAUCGCCAGCUUGGUUUCAGGGGUUGAGAGUCUGAUUGAUGGCCUCAACACUGGCCGCCACAGACGUCGGCUCACACCCAACGUCGCGCCCCUUGUUCCUCAGGAGCAUCGUCCCAGCGCGGCUCUUCGGAAGCGUCUCGACGUGGAUGGUGUCCAGAUCCCAAGCUUCGAGGAGUGGUUCCAGAUCGACAUUGACGAUCUUGGACUGAGCGCUGUCUCCACCGCCAGCUCCAAAUCCGGCAAGGAGGCGCCCCCUGCACUCUCCAAGCUGACGCUGGAACUUAUUCACCGACUGAACAAGCUUGACACUGUUGCCAGUGUCCACGCUUUGCAGCAAGGUCCACCUCCUGCUGUUAAUCCUAAUGAUGACCCUCGCAGCGGAAAUCAGGGGUAUUUGAACGCUGCCCCUCAGGGUAUCAAUGCCCGUUACGCUUGGACAAUCACUGGUGGUGACGGUGCCAGAGUUGGUAUCGUUGACAUGGAGCAGGGAUGGAACCUCAACCACGAAGACCUUCGUGCUGCCAACAUCACCCUCAUUUCUGGCCGCAACAGGGACUAUCCCGACCACGGCACUGCCGUCCUGGGCCAGAUGCUCAUGGCAGACAACCAAAUCGGUGGUGUCGGCAUCGUCCCCGCCGCCAAGGGCCGAGUGAUCUCUCAGUCUCGCCCCGAUGGCUCGUACAAUACAGCUGCGACCAUCUUGGACGCCUGCAACAACAUGGCCAGUGGUGAUAUCCUCCUGCUUGAAGCUCAAGAGUUCGACCCCGUGGGCGGCCAAUACUACUGGCCCGUGUCGGUGGCUGACGCGAAUCACGAGGCCAUCCUCGUCUGUACCGGCAGGGGAAUCAUCGUUGUCGAAGCGGCGUGCAACGGUGGGAAUGACUUGGAUGCCUACCGCAACCUGUCCAACAAGCGCAUCUUCAACCGCGCAUUCCCCAGCGAAUACCGCGAGUCCGGUGCUAUCAUGGUCGGAGCGUCCAGCGCGUCAGUUCCCCAUUUCCGGCUGGGCUACUCCAACCACGGCAGCCGUGUUGAUGUCUACGGCUGGGGCGAGAACAUCGAUACCACUUUUACCAACGCCGAUGGCACUGCCAACAACCUGUACACCACCGGCUUCAGCGGCACAUCCGGGGCUAGUCCGAUUAUUGUUGGUGCUGCUGCCGCCGUUCAGGGUAUUGCCCAGGCGAGACUUGGUCGCAAGCUGAGCCCUGCGAGAGUCAGGACUAUUCUGACCACCUCUGGCACCGCCAGCCGCACUCCCUCUUCUGAUCGCAUUGGUGUUCUGCCUAAUCUCAAGGCCAUUAUUGACGGUGGGCAUAUCAGAGUGUAG
Podospora anserina S mat+ is the source of this 1536-nucleotide messenger RNA. RefSeq lists its product as uncharacterized. Gene Ontology annotation, biological process: proteolysis. Gene Ontology annotation, molecular function: serine-type endopeptidase activity. The transcript has 3 exons. Lineage: Eukaryota; Fungi; Ascomycota; Sordariomycetes; Sordariales; Podosporaceae. The record is from RefSeq and is a predicted model, not a curated record. The coding region runs from base 1 to 1536 and encodes 511 amino acids.